Molecule: messenger RNA, 1181 nt
Organism: Arachis duranensis
Lineage: Eukaryota; Viridiplantae; Streptophyta; Magnoliopsida; Fabales; Fabaceae
Product: isoflavone-7-O-methyltransferase 6
Exons: 3
Coding region: 36-1103 (355 amino acids)
Biological process (GO): methylation
Molecular function (GO): S-adenosylmethionine-dependent methyltransferase activity; O-methyltransferase activity; protein dimerization activity
Source: RefSeq, a predicted model, not a curated record
UUAGUUUCACUUGCAAUCAUAAAAAAUUAAAGAUCAUGGCUUCAUCAAAUGAGAUCUUUGAAGGUCAAGUUCAGUUGUACAAACACAUGUUUGCAUUCUUAGACUCUCUUUGCCUUAAGUGGUGUGUGGAUCUAAGCAUACCAAACAUAAUCCACAACCAUGGUCAACCUAUGACUCUUCAUGAGUUGGUUUCCAAGUUACAAGUUCCAUUAACUAAGGUUAGUGGUGUGCACCGUUUAAUGCGUUAUCUUGCACACAUUGGAUUCUUUGACAUAGUAAGAAUUACCCAAGAAGAAAAGGAAGCAUAUGCUCUUACUUAUGUAUCAAAGCUCCUUGUUAGAGGUAGUGAUCAUUGUUUAGCUCCAAUGGUUGACCUUAUUCUUGACCCAACUAUCUCAACUUCAUAUCAACAACUUGGGAAAUGGAUUCAUGAUGAGGGGAAUCAAACACCAUUUGCCAUGGCAUUGGGUACAGGUAUUUGGGACUUCCUCAACAAAAACCCUACACAUAUGAAAUACUUCAAUGAUGCAACUGCUAGUGACUCUCAAAUCAUAAACUUGGCAUUGAGAGAUCAUGGUGUUGUCUUUGAAGGGUUGGAAUCAAUUGUAGAUGUUGCUGGAGGAACUGGAAUGGUAGCCAAGUAUAUCUCUGAAACUUUUCCACAUUUGAAAUCCAUAGUUUUUGAUCUUCCACAGGUUGUGAAAAAUCUUAAAGGAACCAACAAUUUGACUUAUGUUGGUGGGGACAUGUUCCAAUCUAUCCCUAAAGCUGAUGCAGUUUUACUUAAGUGGAUUUUACAUGAUUGGGAUGAUGAUAAUUGCAUAAAGAUAUUGAAAAAAUGCAAAGAUGCUGUUUCUUCAAGUAAUAAUAAAAGAGGAAAAAUAAUUAUCAUAGAUAUUGUGAUAGAUGAUGAGAAAAAAGAUGAGCCUACUGAAAUUACCCAAGCAAAGCUUCAAUUGGAUUUAGUGGUGACAGCAUAUUAUAAUGGAAAAGAAAGAACCAAAGAAGAAUGGAAGAAACUCUUCAUGGAAGCAGAUUGUCAUCAAGACUACAAAAUUUCACCUUUAACCGGACAUAUGUCUCUUAUUGAGAUAUAUAUUUAACCACUAAAUGUUGUGAUACAUCAUACAUUUAAUCAUGGUUACAUGAAAUAAAUAAAGUUGUGAUGUCUUGAUGAAUAA